This is a messenger RNA of Lecanosticta acicola, 2889 nucleotides long. NCBI's taxonomy places the organism in Eukaryota, Fungi, Ascomycota, Dothideomycetes, Mycosphaerellales, Mycosphaerellaceae. The record is from the annotation of a GenBank genome assembly.
AUGGAAGCCGCCGCCGCAAACAAUGCCUCGUUCAUCCCCUCUGCACGGGACCUCAUCCUCGUCAUCCCGAGGCUGGCGCAGAGGGCGAGCUCGUUUGCACUGUUCCACAUGCCCGAUGCCAUGGACAACAUCGCUGGCAAGAUCUUCAACGGUGGUAGCGUCAUCGCCGACGCGACUUCACAAUCGACCACGGCCGACUCCACGAUCACAAACGCGAGCUCUUUCGCUCAGAGCACGGCUGCAGCAUUGGAGGCAACGUUUAGAGAAGCUUGGACAGACGGAGAAGACCGAGGGUCAUCCAUAUUCAUGAGCAUAGUCCAGGUCAUUGGGAAAUUGAAGAAUUUUGGUGGCAUUUUCUCUUACUUGACCUCAAGGUGGGCGUUGACUACUUUCACCGCGGUGAGUGGGGCGUAUGCGGGAGGCUUUGGGUCGCUGCGCUGACAUAGUCGUGUUCAGGCCAUCCUGUUGAACCGGACGCAGUUCUAUGCUUCUUCUCGCGAGCAUCUCCGGCUACGAUGGCACAUGCGACUUGCCUUGUACGCGAUUCCGAUCGCUGCAUUUCUAACUCAAAUGGUCGUGAUUCUAGAGGCUAUGAGAUGCCAAACAUCCCCUGAUUUCCCUCAACUACGCUACGGCGAUCCUCUGAAACAUCUUGCGAUCGACUUCGCGGGCGAAGGUGGCUUCCUGUACAACCUUAGCUCCACGCUCCUGUUCUGGAAGGACGACGUGAGCUGUUGUCAAGCGCGGCAAAUGUCGCUACUUGGUCUGGAGGAUGACAAGAGCGCGCUACGUGGAUCCAUGUCAUUGCUCUACUGGUUCUUCAUCACUCUAUGCACGAGCCAGCUUUUCGAGACUCUCUGCUGCGCCCUUCAAGGCAAGCAGCCCAUGCCUGAGACUGGGAUGACCAUCUUCGAGCACUCCUUGGCCUUUGCAGAGUGCGAAGCCAUGAUCAGCAGUGCGCUCGGCUUUGGUUUCUUCGGCAUCAAAGGCGGCGACCCAGUCGGCUCUUCAGGAUCUGAUGGUACAGGAAGUCCACUCAUCAGCCGCUCCGAGAUUCUCCAGCGCCUCAACGUCCCUCCAGAGGUACUACUAGUCUGUUUGAUAUCCUGUUUCAGCCAUCUCAGCAGCGCCAGCCUAGCUGUGACAGGCAUAAGGCACAAAGUUCGACUUGUCAAUACGGGUAUAUGGGCUUGCUGCUAUAUGUCGGCCUUCAUUUGGAGCUUCGCCAAGAUAUUUACUAGCCCUCUUGACCACAUCGCAGACCUCGGUGUCCUGCGCUUUCCGACAGUCUGCAUUGUUGGAUUCAUCCCGCAUCUUCUGAUCCUCAUUGGAAUCAGCGUCUGUGCUGCUAUAUACGGCCUUGCUAUCUUCAUCACGGCGCUUUCAGUACCGCAGGACGCUGCUGAAGGCCUGAACUUCCGGCAACGGCUAUCUUGGGCAUACAACAACCUUCAAGCUAACGUACAAUUCUCCCAGAGCUCUUCAAUACGCAUCAAGAUGUCGGAAGACUUCUACACCACCUUACUAAAGAUUGGGUUCAAUGUCUUGACAGCUGCCAGCGAGGCGGUCUACCUCAACGAGGGCAGUCGUAUUCACGUUGCUCAGAUGACUUGGCUGGAGCAAAAGAGGAUUGAUGAACUAGCAGCGAGUGCUGACAAGCGAAAGGCUCCGGCUGUUCCAUUGGAGCUACUCGGAGAAGGUAUCGCUAGAGGCGUGGGCUUUGUCGACACUCAGAACGCAGCAAUCAGCCAGUCGCCGUACGCACGAGAGCGCAAAUCGCGACCGACGAAGUCUGAAGUCGACAAGCCAAAUGCCGUAGAGAUGGACAGCGGUCUUGGUAUGUCGCAGAGGAGAAGCCGCAUGCAGCUCACCUUUGACUUCAUUGCCGGCAUUUUUUGGCUGCUCAUAAGCUUACAAGCCCAACUGCUGCUCAAUUUGUUGCGCAGAGUGGGAGUUGAACAUCGACCGAGCUGGCUGCUCAAGGCUGCGUGUGUAGUUCAAGGUCAACGGCGGCCAUCUGCCCACAACCGACCCACCCAGUUUGACUUCCAAGAAUUCAACAUCGUUGAAUCAGACGGUAGUUUCCGCAUUCCACGGGAUAAUAAUUUCGACGUCGAAACAGAGACGAGGCGACGAAAACAGGCGCAAGGUACCUAUCGAGACGAGCAACAGAUCUCAGAUGCUGUGUACAGAUGGUGGCACACUGGCGGCAGAUUUGGGGAUCUCGACGAGAGUGGCGAUUACCAGUCAGAGGCAGGACAGGACGACGACCUAACGAGUGUGAUCUCGAUGUCCACAAAUGCGAGCACAACAGACGAUAUUGCAGAGAGUGGUAGGCGAACACCAACGCAAACAGAUCCUUUCGGUGAGCGGAGUAGAGAGUCCACGCCUGCAUCGUCUGAUGCCGGUCUGGAUUUCAGUUCUCUCUCCCGACUGCUCGAUCCACGAUCCAAGGCGGACCAAGAAGAAGCGAGAAUGCUUUCGUACAGUCUGCAGUCGUCGCGGCCCAUGACGCGCUCACAAUAUCGCCGGAAUCAGGAUCGAAGUCGCGCGGAGAUCCUCACUGGUCUCCGCGCCGGCAAUUCUGUACAGCAUGUAACGGAAGAGGACGAAGAGCGCGAGCUGGAAAAGUUUGUCCUUGCAAAACGACAACAGACCAAGACUCGUGCGCAGAAGUCCAACACCUGGGAAAGCGGCGCUGAAGGCAUGGGCGAAGGUGGACCUCAGUGUGUAGUCUGCCAAAGUUCACCGAGAACGAUCCUGGUGUGGCCGUGCGGAUGUCUGAGCAUGUGCGAUGACUGCAGGGUUGGACUGGCUGCCCGGAACUACACCAAGUGUAUCUGUUGUCGGACGGAUAUUGCAGCGUAUUCGAGGCUGUAUGUGCCUUAA